Messenger RNA from Capsicum annuum, 2917 nucleotides. RefSeq lists its product as uncharacterized. The transcript has 4 exons. Lineage: Eukaryota; Viridiplantae; Streptophyta; Magnoliopsida; Solanales; Solanaceae. The record is from RefSeq and is a predicted model, not a curated record. The coding region runs from base 244 to 2478 and encodes 744 amino acids.
ACUUUCUUUGCUUAUUUUUGCUAUAUAUGUAUGUAUAUAUGUACUUUUUUUACUCUGAAACUAAAAUCUCAAUGUGCUUUAAAGUGAAACAGGAAGAAGAAAAAAUGGAGGUACUUUGAAAUCUAAAUAAAUAAGGAGGUAAAGAACUGAUUUUUGUGGGGCUUUGGAAUGCUGUGGACUGACUGAAUUUUGGGAUUUUUAUUUUCCAUUUUUUACGGUGCAUUUUUGGGUGCUUUGAAGGAUAUGGGGAGUUCUGGUGAGUCUAUUGUGAAAGCCAUUGAUGCUUCGGUUGGGGGGUUGGUGUGGGUCCGUAGGCGUAACGGGUCGUGGUGGCCUGGUCGGAUUUUGGGGUCUGAUGAGUUACCUCAGAGUUGCUCUGUUUCACCAAGAUCAGGGACUCCUGUUAAGCUCCUUGGAAGAGAGGAUGCAAGUGUGGACUGGUACAAUCUUGAAAAAUCUAAGCGGGUGAAAGCCUUCCGCUGUGGGGAAUAUGAUGAAUGUAUUAAGAAAGCUAAGGCUGCUGCUGCUAAUUCUUCAAGAAAGGCUGUCAAAUAUGCUCGAAGAGAGGAUGCCAUUAUUCAUGCUCUAGAGAUUGAAAGUGCUCGUCUCGGGAAAGACCAUCCAGAUUUUUUCUCGAGAAUAGAUAAAGAAGAUGGAGAGCAUCAUACCAUGGAAGGAUCACAUACUUCAUCUAAUCCUCUUGAAGAUGGUAAAGAGUUAAACGAGGAACUGACUAGUUCUGGAAAUAAUUCAAAUUCUGCACAAGAAUUGUCUCAAUCUGGUGUAUCAUUUGAGGCGCCAAAUCUUAUAAUUGCAUCUGAGGAGCAACCUGUAUGUGAGGCACGGAGGAGAACCCCAAACGACUCCGAGGAUGAUGGAACUGAGGGAAGUAAACGCAUGAAAGGGCUUGAUGACCUAGGGAUGGGUGUAGUGCCAUCUCUGAAAAGGAAGAGAUCUCAGGUGGCACAUGUUCAUGAUUUUUUAAAGAGGAAGAAUCGUCGCCGUCCCUUGACAAAGGUUUUAGAGAGUACAGCAAUGGUGUCUGUUCCUAUCAUGUGUGAACAACUUCCUAGUCCAACUGGCUCUACUCUUGCAGGGGUAUCUGAAAGUAAAGUUUUUGGGUUACAAUCUAACGAGUCUGGGAAAAGUUUUCCUACAGUACUAAAUAACGACACAGAUAGUAUCUCAGUUACACAUGGAAAUGGGAAACCAUUGGAUGCAUUUGGCCACACUCAUGAUCCUUCCCUUGUUGAGCACAAACAGAAAGAGAUUGAAAUUUCCAGUAUUUUGGGGUUGUCUGAGAAUAGUUCUUCUGACAGAUUGUUUGAUGUGCCCUUAGUUGCAGAAGAGAAACAAUCUGCAGGUAGCUUGUCUCCUAUAGUGUCUUGCACGUCUCAGAAAGCUCAAGGUGGUGUUGGGGCACAGUCUAGCCAGGGUAGCCAGGGCAGCCAAGCUGAGGCUAUGUCUUUUGGGAGUGAGGAGCUUAAUGACUCAGGCUCCACUAGUUCUGGUAGUGACGAUUACCAAUGUUUCAGCCAGAGGAUGGAGAAAGGAACUUCAAAGUGGCAGUUGAAAAGAAAGAGGAAUUCGAGGCACACACGUAAGAUUAAAAAGAAAGAUUUUGGAAAAUACAGGGACUUGAAAGAUGACGUAAAUGUAUAUUUGGCUGCUAUAGAUCAUGAUUCAUUCCCUCUUUCUCCAGGUCGGAAAGUUGCCAGCUAUCGUUUAAAGUCAAGACCAGUUACAGAAAAUCAAAUGGAUGAGUUGCGAGGUUGGAGCAGGAAUGUUUCUCUCAGAGAAGCUCAUAUGAAGGGGCCAACAGCAGACCAGAUUAUUCCCCAGAGGUUGCUACCCUAUCGGCAAUCUCGAUUUACAGUUAACCCCAAAUAUGAGUCAUCAGAUUUCUUUCUUAGGCACCACAUUGCUGAUUCUUCGCUGUAUGAUGUUAAUCUUGAGGUCAAAACCAGCUAUCGUCCACAGCAUGUUCCAUAUAUCUCUCUAAUGAGCAAAUUGACUGGUCAGCCUAUCAUAGGUCACCCCCUCACAGUUGAAGUUUUGGAUGAUGGCUUUUGUGAUAAACUGCUAGUCAGUGGUUCUGAUUGCUAUAGCAGUAGCUAUGACUUAGAUGAGGAUCGUGGUGAGAACAGCUCAGCUUUUCAAGGUGCGGAUAUUGUCUAUGAAUCCAAGCCGACUUCUGCAGGCAAGAUCACUUCUAAGCAUCGCAUGGUGCAACCUCGUAGUUCACCAACAAAGUCACCCAGGACACGGAAAAAUGGCCUGUUUUCAAAGAAGAUUAGAAAAUUGUCUUCCUUAACUGGUUCUCACCAGCAAAAUAGAAUGAAGAUACCUGUGGUGGAGAAGCUUAAAGGACCUGCGCUAGCUUGUGUCCCCCUGAAAAUAGUGUUCAGUAGGAUAAAUGAAGCAUUAAAUAACUCAAUACGACCUGCCCACCGUUCUCUUGUACCUAGAAUUGGUUGAAUACUGUUCGAUUGAUCAGAAUGGUCAGAGUUAGUGGACUAUGAGGACUCGUCGUGUAGGAAUUCUGAUUUGUAGCAGCCCAGUCUGGAUUCCGGAGUUGAAUCAUUUCUGUACAAUAACAGGGUGUGGUCACUGUUGCGGAAAAUGUGGCGUUGAGGAGCUCUGCUGAUAGGCGGCUUUGUUGUUGGUGUACAUAAUGUAACACUAGCUGAGGUGUAAAGAUGGUUUUCUGAUUUUAGGAUUGGUUCAAUUCUUCAUCUUUUGAUUUUAGAGGGUUAAUAACUUGGAAGUUUUUUAGUACUUACUAUUUAUUUAUGUUACGGGUUGCACUGUCUAGUCAGUGCAUUUACAAUUUCCCCCUCUUAUUUUCUUCAUUUUGGUAUGUUGAAAAUUGAAAAGCUAAGUUUGGAAAAUGAAAAAGCGCGGAGCUUUCAGAAUA